AUGCACGAUGCGCAAACUAUAUCAACCACAGACGAGCAACCCGCGUGUGCCGCACACGACCGCCCCGCGGCAAACUAUGGUUUGGCCUCACCAAGUCAUCCAAACUGUAACCCCAGAUCAAACUGCCGGGACCGCGAGAUCCAAGUCCCUUUUUUCAGACUGCGCAUCAUGUCAAGGCAGUACGGGCUCAUACGGAGCUUUGGGAUCAUGUUGUCGAUGUCGGCCAAACCGCGAGGUGCUUCCCAAGUCUGCAACCACGGCCUCUGCCUCUGUCCAUCAGAACCACUGACAGUCCGCUCCCUACCAUCACCACCCUGA
Molecule: messenger RNA, 318 nt
Organism: Ustilaginoidea virens
Lineage: Eukaryota; Fungi; Ascomycota; Sordariomycetes; Hypocreales; Clavicipitaceae
Exons: 2
Coding region: 1-318 (105 amino acids)
Source: RefSeq, a predicted model, not a curated record